Molecule: messenger RNA, 487 nt
Organism: Armigeres subalbatus
Lineage: Eukaryota; Metazoa; Arthropoda; Insecta; Diptera; Culicidae
Product: cytochrome c oxidase subunit 7C, mitochondrial-like
Exons: 4
Coding region: 133-336 (67 amino acids)
Biological process (GO): mitochondrial electron transport, cytochrome c to oxygen
Source: RefSeq, a predicted model, not a curated record
AACGCAUUCUUUUAUAUCAAUCUUGAAUAAAAUGACAAUCAUGUAAAUGUCAAGUGAUUGAAGUUUUGGUGGUGUCACUUGCUUUUUCACGUCCAUUAUUCAACGAGUUUGUUCUUCAGAAAAGCACUGAAAAUGUUCGCCCGCGCAGCCGCUAUCUCCCGUUCCGGAAUGACCAACCUUGUCCGGUACUCGCACUCACACGGCGGAAUCCCCGGUGAGAACCUGCCAUUCAGCUUGACCAACCGCUACAAGCUGACGGCGUUGUUCAUCGUUUUCUGUGGAUCCGGCCUGGGAGCUCCCUUCUUCAUCCUGCGGCAUCAGCUGCUGAAGCAGUAAUUUAUUAGAGCUAUUCUAGUACUGCAAUGGCCCCUACGUUAGUGGUAGGAUGGGCGAUUGCGACCAGUUUGAUAACUUCUCUGGUUUAAAUCCUUAUUCGAUUUGAAUUAAUUGUGAGGCCGUGAAUAAAACAAGGAUAGUUAAAUAUCAA